Messenger RNA from Aspergillus calidoustus, 1464 nucleotides. The record is from the annotation of a GenBank genome assembly. NCBI's taxonomy places the organism in Eukaryota, Fungi, Ascomycota, Eurotiomycetes, Eurotiales, Aspergillaceae.
AUGAAGCCUCCGUCUCUAUUUGAACCGUUUCCUCUAACUCGGCUCGACCAAGCGAAUGGCGAGGUCUUCUUCCAUUAUUCUGUGUCCUUUGAGGUGCAAGAUGAGGAUAAGGCGCUUAAGACGAUCUCCAAAGGCGUCGACCACCUCCUUGCCCUCGUUCCCUUCUUAACCGGGGAGACCACACGCGCUGAAGGAAGCGGAGCAAUAGAAUUACGACCAGCCACGGCAUCGCCUGACGGAGAGAUUCCAAUGUUCCAAGUGAAGCGGCAUGCCAAUUGCACUCUCCCAGUCAGGAAAAUAGGCAAGAUCGCGUCCAGUGUGCCUCAGAAUCUCCCCCUCCAGGGUCACUUUAAUCCACUGCCACCGCUCCACAAACCCGGACAACCGUCACCGGUCAUACGUUUCCAGGCAAACGUGCUAGAAGACGGGAUUGUCUUGACCGUUGGCUUCAACCACCUCGUCUUCGACGCCAUGGGCGGCGCGGUAAUCAUCACACUGUUAGCGGAAUCGUGUCGCAACCCAAGAACCGCAGAUGGCCAAAUCGCCGCGUCGGAGUUGUUGCUCCGCAAGCAGGUCUCAGAUCUGGUCUCUGCCAUUAUGAUGAAUCCCAGUCCCGAGGUUGUCGAUCCACCCACAUCACUCGAGGUCUCCAAGCCAACGUCUCCGCCGCCCCCGCCUCCUCAAGUGCAGGAUGAGUGCCUCGUCUUCUCAGCCGAGCGGCUCGAGCAACUGCGCGACGCCUGCAAUAGCGUCCUCCCCUGGUUGAACAGCAGCGCCUCCAAACAGUCCCCAGAGGAAACGCUUACCACCGUCUCAUUCCUCUCAAGCAAUGACGUCCUGACAGGCCUAAUUUGCGAGACGAUCAAGCAGGCAAGGGGCCCUGACCAGCCCAGCCCCCCGCCCUGCAUGAUGGGCAUCAACGCCCGCGGCUUCUUCGAACCCUCGCUGCCCCAAACCUACAUGGGAAACGCCGGUCUCCCCCUCUACUUCCACGUCCAGCCCACCAUCCCAGCGCAACAAGAGCCGGCCCUGUCCCUCCCGCACGAGCUCCACUCCCCGCUCAUUAGCGCCCUCGACACUCCCUCCUUCGUGCGCAUCGCAAAGACCGCACACACCAUCCGAAGUGGGCUGUCGAAUUUCCCCAAAACCUACGCCGGCUCCCUAACCGCCUUUAUCAAGGCCGCCAGCAGCCCACCACAGCCAAGCGGGGGCCCCAACCCCGUGAUCGUGUCCAGCCUCAGGCCUCUGAAGACGUAUGAGAUGCAGUUUGGGCCCGAGCUCGGCGACAUUCAGACCUUUGAGACUGGAGUGCCCUGGGUUGAUGGGGCGUGUGUGAUUCUACCUCUAUGUGCGGGCGGGCCAGAGGUCGGGCGGUUGGCGCCGUGGUGUGUGCGGAUUACUUUGUACGCCGAUGUGAUGGAGCGGUUUAAGGGUGAUCGGGCAUUGAGCUGGGUGUUGCUCUAG